AGGGGUUACAAGCCCAGUCCCGCGGAACAUCCUGCAAACACAUCUGAGACUCGUAACCAAACUCUCCACUGUUUCUCCUCAGUGUUGCGCGCACAACCAACACCAACCUCUGCUCCAUCGCAUGACUCUUUUGUUUGAUCUCCUGCAAAGUCCCAACUCUUUGAGUCAAAACUCGCGUGGUUGUUGUUGUUUUUCGGACAGUUGACCUUCUCUGCGCGUCGCUGUCCCCGCUGAACUUAUGUGUUUACGUGUGGACGCGCGGCGGCGGUGGGACAUCCGGAAUGGGGAAACCCGUAGGAGGGCACGGAGCUCGCUUGGAUGGUAGAUAGAGCGCGAGCGCACCGACGCGUUGCGCGCGCACGACCCACGCACGAGAUGGAUUUAAGGAAAAGUAAAUAUGGAAGGUUCAUGAACUGCAGAGUGCCAGCCAGUAAGAGAUACCAGCCCACUGACUAUGAACAUGCUGCAAACUGUGCCACACAUGGAUUGUGGAUCCUCCCCAGUCUGGUGGGCGGCUCGCUGCUCUACUUUUCUUCCAUGGACCAAUGGCAUCGCGUUGCUGCUUGGCUCUAUGGGAGCGGACUCUCGGGCCUGUUCAUCACCUCUACACUCUUUCACACGGCUGCAUGGAAAAUUAGCCACCUCCGGACGGUAGAGGAGCGUUUCCACAUGUGUGACAGAAUGGCCAUCUACUUCUUCAUUGCUGCGUCCUAUUCACCCUGGUUGAUGCUGAGGGAGCUGGGGCCCUGGGCGUGCCAUAUGCGCUGGUUAAUCUGGGUCAUGGCUUGUACAGGAUCCAUGUAUGUCUUCUUUUUCCAUGAGAGGUACAAGCUUGUGGAGUUGUUGGGAUAUGUCACCAUGGGAGCUGUUCCUGCUUUGGUCAUCCUGUCCAUGGUAGAGCGUUCAGGUGUGUGUGAACUGGCAGUGGGAGGUGUCCUCUACGUGGUGGGCGUGGUCUUCUUCAAGAGCGACGGCCUGGUCCCCUUUGCCCACGCCAUUUGGCAUCUCUUUGUCGCAGCUGGAGCAGGUGUUCACUACUACGCUAUCUGGAGGUACCUGUACUUACCUGGGCAGCUGCUGCAGACAGCGAGGUGACCCCAGCCGGGAUAUCAUGUGAGAUCCUGCAUUCCCCCACACACAAGUGACAUUGGUGACAUGUUGACUUAGUCAUCGGAUCACUGUAUAUUUUGACAACAGCUUAACCUGUUGUUUGAGAAAACACGGUGCUCAGAUGAUCUGACAUCAGCACUGACUGGCUGCUCAGGAUCACAGGAGUUUCUACUCUAAUUUGUGAUGAUCUAUAAUUAUAUUCUUAAUACAAUACCAGUGGAUUUAAGUGUGUGCAGGAAUGUGAUUCUAAUUUUACUGUGUAAAAUGAGUUAUUAUCACAAAGACAAGCGAACCAGAAGAGAAGAAGAUACCUACUGUAUGUCAGGUGUACACAUUGACCAUCAUCCAUAUAAAGCAAUAGUUUGACGUUUUGUGAAAUAUGUCUGUGGUAUUGAGGUCCAUCAUGAUGUUUCACUCAUACUAUGUGAUGAAAGAAGUACUGAAAACAUAACUUAUCAAAAAAAGAUGAAUAUUUGAACAUACGUUAUAGUAAUAGGAACUACACAAAAUGGAAAAAAAGUGGCUCAUAUUUCAUCCACAUGGUGGGUUUAUGACAUGUACUGCAAAAAGCCACCUGGGAGUGAUAAAGAUAGUGUAACUCACAGAUCUCUGAAGGUUGUCAGCCGUCCAGGCCAAAGUUAUCUUCAGGAGUUGAAGAAGUUUCAUCCUCUCACCCAAAAGUCUUCUUCAAUUCUGUCUUAACUGGUGCAAGAAUCCAGGUAUUGGGACUCUGUAGUAGAUAUUUACUUAUAUAUGGAAGGAGGAGGACAAAGACGCAAUGCAUCUUAAUCAGGAUUAAUAAGAUUUAUUCCUGCAGCCGCUGCAGUGACCUUAUGCAACUGCAGAAGAAAGCAAAAAGGGUAUUUUCCCCAAAAUGUCUAACUAAUCCUUCUAGCGUGCGUCUCUGUAAGUGAACUGACAACACAGUCUCUGCGACAACGCCACAGAAAUACCUACCUUUCCUUAAUCUACCAUACCUGAUGUGCCAAAAAUCUACCACAAAAUUCCCUUGUAGUGGUGAUAAGAGCCGGAUGUAAACAGGAGCAUUCAGUGUCUCAGUUGAAGUGAUUCUAUUUGACGUCUAAAGAAAAUAAAAAUUGCUUUUAUAGAUUAAUGGCCAGUAUGUUGCAUGUUCCUCUGAGGGCAUUUGAACUUCACUCUUCACAAAGAGAGACUAUAAUUAAAACCCAAACAUCUUUUGGUCAAGAAAAGAUUAACUGCUUCAUUGAAGAGUUGUGAUUUAUACUUAUCAUGAAUUGCCUAAAAAAAAUUGAUUGUAAUUAAUUACAAAAAAGUCUAAUCUGAGAUUAUUACAAAACUAAUCUGGGUCAGAUGUUAAAUUCACAUCAAGAACAUCAAGUCUGUAUGCACUGAUUAUUGUUUAGGAAGAAUAUUAUUAGUUGAUACGAAUGAAUGCACUUUUCUAUUAGGAAAAGGGACAAUUUAAGAAAUCUCUAAAUAUUGACUGAAUUAACAAAUGGGGACAGAAUAUAUGUUAAUUAUAGAGGCAAAUUUCCACUAUUUUCAUAUUUCUUCAAAUCACUGUAUAGAUCACACUUUUAAGUCUCAAUAUAGUUAAACAAAUCAGAUUUAACUGUGCACUUACUCAGGAAGUGAGCGUUUCAUUCUUAAAAAUCAUAUGAUCUAUUUUUUGAAAAUUGUAUGUCUGUGACAUCACUGUUUUAAUAAAGAGACUCAAUAUUA
Messenger RNA from Solea solea (common sole), 2814 nucleotides. It is a transcript of the gene mmd2a, whose product is annotated as monocyte to macrophage differentiation-associated 2a. The record is from RefSeq and is a predicted model, not a curated record. Gene Ontology annotation, cellular component: membrane. Lineage: Eukaryota; Metazoa; Chordata; Actinopteri; Pleuronectiformes; Soleidae. The coding region runs from base 319 to 1095 and encodes 258 amino acids. The transcript is spliced from 7 exons. Gene Ontology annotation, molecular function: pore-forming activity.